AUGCUUCUAAUACAAAAUCUUUCACUGGGCGCUGCCUUGAUGACGGUGGGAUUGGCCUCCGCGCAAUCCAGCUACCCCAACACAACCACCACCCUCAACACCUCCACCUGCUCCCGCCAAUCCAUCGCCGCGUGCCCUACCCCCUACGACCCCUGCUGCGCCUUCGUCUGCGCCGAAGCCCAGGUCCCCUUCGACGUCUGCUCCCCCAACAACGAGACCUUCCUCGCCUCUUGCUACGCGUGUACCCCUGCCACCGCUACGCCCACCGUCACUACGCCGCCCUCGUCUACUGGCGUGUGA
Letharia columbiana is the source of this 300-nucleotide messenger RNA. RefSeq lists its product as uncharacterized. The coding region runs from base 1 to 300 and encodes 99 amino acids. The transcript has 2 exons. NCBI's taxonomy places the organism in Eukaryota, Fungi, Ascomycota, Lecanoromycetes, Lecanorales, Parmeliaceae. The record is from RefSeq and is a predicted model, not a curated record.